AUGGCCAACGAACCAAUCAUUGACACCUCCACCACCUACAACAUCGACUACACCACCGAUGACAUCGUCAACGCCUGGCAGACCCAGCGUCUCCGGAUGAUCCGGAUCGAGCCCGGCGACAUGCACGUCCGCAAGGCCCUCGCCGUGCUGCAGCAGGACCCCGUCGUCACCGCGCUCGCCUCCAGCGCCGCCCUCCAACCCGUCGGCGGGCCCGACCUCGACUUCGCCAUCGGCGCCAUCUCCCAGGCCCAACUCGGCGUCGCCGUCGCCCUCCUCCCCACCGAGCCCGAGGCCGCUUCCUCCGACAAGCCGGUCAUCGUCGGCAACAUGACGCUCGGCUGGGGCGGCCUCUCCGCGCGCACCGCCCACCACCGCACCGCCAGCGUCGGCAUCACGCUCGCCCGCCAGUGGCAGGGCCGCGGCUACGGCGCCGAGGCCAUGGGCUGGCUGCUCGACUGGGCCUUUGCGCACGCCGGCCUGCACACCGUCUCGCUGACCGCGGCGGCGUUCAACCAGCGCGCGAUCGGCAUGUAUAAGAAGGUCGGGUUCCGCGUGGAGGGCAGACACAAGGAGAGGAUCUUCUUCAACCACGGCUGGCACGACGAGAUUGCGUUUGGCAUCACCGAGGACGAGUGGGCGCUCUUGCGGGGGAGAAAGUGA
Cordyceps fumosorosea ARSEF 2679 is the source of this 660-nucleotide messenger RNA. RefSeq names its product Acyl-CoA N-acyltransferase. NCBI's taxonomy places the organism in Eukaryota, Fungi, Ascomycota, Sordariomycetes, Hypocreales, Cordycipitaceae. The record is from RefSeq and is a predicted model, not a curated record. Gene Ontology annotation, molecular function: acyltransferase activity, transferring groups other than amino-acyl groups. Bases 1 to 660 code for a protein of 219 amino acids. The transcript has a single exon.